AUGGCGACGAUGAACGACGGCAUGAUCCUCCACGGAGCACGGCUGCGGGACGCGCGAAGUGCUUGUGCUCUCGGCCUCGACCCGAGUUCCGAUCGCAGCCCGGUGCCAGGCAGCGGGCACGCGUGCCUUUUGGCGCUUCCCGAGCCCCGCCCGCCGGGCACGGGUAUCCUCGCGUGGACCGAAGGCGGUGCCCGGCUGCACCCGGUAUUCCCACCGCCGAGGAGGCUUCCCGUGACCCGUACCCGCCGGGACGGGACCGGGUGUACCCGUUGGGCCCGGGUACGGGGUUCAGUGCUAGUGCCAGGGCCGGAUGACCCAGGCAAACUCAUCAUACGCCCCAGCCCGACGACACAUCCCUAG
Puccinia triticina is the source of this 360-nucleotide messenger RNA. RefSeq lists its product as uncharacterized. Bases 1 to 360 code for a protein of 119 amino acids. NCBI's taxonomy places the organism in Eukaryota, Fungi, Basidiomycota, Pucciniomycetes, Pucciniales, Pucciniaceae. The record is from RefSeq and is a predicted model, not a curated record. The transcript has 2 exons.